CAGCACAGUGGUAAAAAUAUUUGCCAUUUAUUCGGACUAUAGUACAGAUUUUAUUUUCAAACGAAGUUUUAGUGUUAAUUUAUAAAAAUGAGUUCACCAAGCAGCAAAAAUAAUAACGAUGUAAGUGCUGCAAAGCAGCGAAAAUCGUCUAAAACAAAUUCAACGACGAAAUCUACCAGUUUAGAUACCCGUGCAGAAUUGGCGGACUUGAUUAAAAAAAAAGCCGAGACAUCAGAGCAAUUGGCCAAUUUAGAAAGACAAAUUUAUGCCUUUGAAGGAUCAUACCUUGAAGACACGCAACUAUGCGGCAAUAUAAUACGUGGAUGGGAGCGAUACCUCACCUCCAACAAAGCCACAAAUUCCAAAGCAGAUAAACGAAAUCGAAAAUUCAAAGAAGCUGAACGCCUAUUCUCAAAGUCAAGCAUUACUUCAAUGGCUAUAUGUAACCCUGAACGCGCGAGUGAGUCGGAUUCUAUAACAAAUGAAGAUUCGAGUGAUAAUCAAAUAGCUAUGAAUCAAAAUACAACAACGGCCCACGAUGGACCCGCAUCGAUAAAAAGCACUGGCAAAGAAGAAAAUAAUGAUCGGGCAGCAACACCUACCCUACAACGUGAUACUUUAAAGGAUCCUAAUAUCCCAAGUGGAAACACUAAUUCGAAGAAUAAGCUUUCCGGCAACUCUAGUAUAUCAGCUAAAAAAAGUGGUCACAUUAACAAAAAGAUUAAACACCGAUGAUUAAGGG
This is a messenger RNA of Anastrepha obliqua, 742 nucleotides long. RefSeq names its product chromatin modification-related protein MEAF6 (gene Eaf6). The record is from RefSeq and is a predicted model, not a curated record. The coding region runs from base 88 to 735 and encodes 215 amino acids. Lineage: Eukaryota; Metazoa; Arthropoda; Insecta; Diptera; Tephritidae. The transcript is spliced from 4 exons. Gene Ontology annotation, cellular component: NuA4 histone acetyltransferase complex.